AUGUACGCGAAACUCGCUCUCUUCACCCUCUUAGUCGCCGUGGCCGUGGCAGUGCCAACACCUGGAGGCUUCGGUGGACACAAGCACGUGACCAUCCACGUACCGUACAAAGUGCGCACCAUCCACCAUCACCACGUCUCCAAAGUACCGGUGCCAAUCCACGUACCAGUGGUAAAGGAAGUGCCUGUGAUCAAGGAAGUGCCCAUCUUCAAGCACGUACCAGUCCCCGUGAUCCAGCACGUACCAUACCCGGUGAUCAAGAAGGAAUACAUAGAGAAGGAGGUGAUUGUGCCUGUCCAUCAUCAUGAAGAGCACAUCUCCCACGGAUGGGAGGGCGAGUCGUUGUCGCAUGGCUGGAACUGA
This is a messenger RNA of Pieris macdunnoughi, 363 nucleotides long. Lineage: Eukaryota; Metazoa; Arthropoda; Insecta; Lepidoptera; Pieridae. The record is from the annotation of a GenBank genome assembly.